Molecule: messenger RNA, 1815 nt
Organism: Ylistrum balloti
Lineage: Eukaryota; Metazoa; Mollusca; Bivalvia; Pectinida; Pectinidae
Product: serine-aspartate repeat-containing protein I-like
Exons: 4
Coding region: 1-1815 (604 amino acids)
Source: RefSeq, a predicted model, not a curated record
AUGAACACGAUAACAAAGAAAGAAGUUGACAGUAACGCUGAUGACAAAGAAGUUGACAUUGACGCUGAUGACAAAGAAGUUGACAUUGACGCUGAUGACAAAGAAGUUGACAUUGACGCUGAUGACAAAGAAGUUGACAGUGACAUUGACGCUGAUGACAAAGAAGUUGACAUUGACGCUGAUGGCAAAGAAGUUGACAAUGACGAUGAUGACAAAGAAGUUGACAUUGACGCUGAUGACAAAGAAGUUGACAGUAACGCUGACGACAAAGAAGUUGACACUGACGCUGAUGACAAAGAAGUUGUCAGUGACGCUGAUGACAAUGAAGUUGACAAUAACGCUGAUGAGAAAGAAGUUGACAUUGACGGUGAUGACAAAGAAGUUGACAUUGACACUGACGCUGAUGACAAAGAAGUUGACAUUGACGCUGAUGACAAAGAAGUUGACAGUGACAUUGACGCUGAUGACAAAGAAUUUGACAUUGACGCUGAUGACAAAGAAGUUGACAAUGACGAUGACGACAAAGAAGUUGACACUGACGCUGAUGACAAAGAAGUUGUCAGUGACGCUGAUGACAAUGAAGUUGACAAUAACGCUGAUGAGAAAGAAGUUGACAUUGACGGUGAUGACAAAGAAGUUGACAUUGACACUGACGCUGAUGACAAAGAAGUUGUUGACAUUGACGCUGAUGACAAAGAAGUUGACAUUGACGCUGAUGACAAAGAAGUUGACAGUGACAUUGACGCUGAUGACAAAGAAGUUGACAGUAACGCUGAUGAAAAAGAAGGUGACAUUGACGCUGAUGACAAAGAAGUUGACAGUAACGCUGAUGAGAAAGAAGUUGACAUUGACGCUGAUAACAAAAAAGUUGACAGUGUAGCUGAUAACAAAAAAGUUGAAAUUGACGCUGAAGACAAAGAAGUUGACAUUGACGCUGAUGACAAAGAAGUUGACAUUGACGCUGAUGACAAAGAAGUUGACAUUGACGCUGAUGACAAAGAAGUUGACAUUGACGCUGAUGACAAAGAAGUUGACAGUAACGCUGAUGACAAAGAAGUUGACAUUGACGCUGAUGACAAAGAAGUUAACAGUGACGCUGAUGACAAAGAAGUUGACAUUGACAACGCUGAUGACAAAGAAGUUGACAGUAACGCUGAUGACAAAGAAGUUGACAUUGACGCUGAUGACAAAGAAGUUGUUGACGCUGAUGACAAAGAAGUUGACAGUAACGCUGAUGACAAAGAAGUUGACAGUAACGCUGAUGAAAAAGAAGGUGACAUUGACGCUGAUGACAAAGAAGUUGAUAAUGACGCUGAUGACAAAGAAGUUGACAUUGACGCUGGUGACAAAGAAAGAACAUUGACGCUGAUGACAAAGAAGUUGACAGUAACGCUGAUGAGAAAGAAGUUGACAUUGACGCUGAUAAAAAUUAAGUUGUCAAAAAAGUUGAAAUUGACGCUGAAGACAAAGAAGUUGACAUUGACGCUGAUGACAAAGAAGUUGACAUUGACGCUGAUGACAAAGAAGUUGACAUUGACGCUGAUGACAAAGAAGUUGACAGUAACGCUGAUGACAAAGAAGUUGACAUUGACGCUGAUGACAAAGAAGUUAACAGUAACGCUGAUGACAAAGAAGUUGACAUUGACGCUGAUGACAAAGAAGUUGACAUUGACGCUGAUGACAAAGAAGUUGACAAUGACGCUGACUACAAAGAAAGAAGUUGACAGUAACGCUGAUGACAAAGAAGUUAACAGUAACGCUGAUGACAAAGAAGUUGACAAUGACGCUGAUGACAAAGAAAGUUGUUGCCAGUGA